AUGCCUGACGCCGAAAAGACCCCGGCCACGUCGCCAGUCAAGGGCGGCGGUGCCUUUCCCGAUUCGUUCGACGAAAAUGAUCAAUACUAUAUCCCUGAUCCUCGUACCCCGGAUCCCCCUCCUCCCAGUGUGGAUUUGCGAAAAGAUCAUGCCGAUUCCGUGACGCCGAUCUACGACCAAGGCAGCACGCAGUCCUGCACCGCCAAUGCUGCCGCCGCGGCCUUUUGGUACGAAGAAAAGGCCGGCCGACACGCCGCAGACUGGGGGGAUACGGGCCCGUCACGACUCUUCAUAUACUGGCUUGCUCGUCGCGGCACCGACCCCAGCUUCGUGACUGCCGAAGACACAGGCUCCAUCAUGCGAGACGCGAUACAUGGUAUUGCAAAAUAUGGAGCGUGUCCCGAACCCGACUGGCCAUUCCCGGAUUUCAAGGCCAUCGAUGCCCAAGUCCAGAGCGAGAAGCUUGAUGAUCACACCGCCAUCAAAAAGAGGACAAAGCAACUCCGAGACGAAAACGUCAAUCGCAGGCCAACCGACGUCGCUUUCAAGAAUGCCGAGAACCACAAGAUCACCACGUAUCGCAGGCUGGAUGCCGAUCGUCCAACGGAGCAGGAUCAGAGGCUGACCGUGGACGCGAAAGAUCUGCUCGGCCAAGCUGUCCUCAGGAGGCUCAAGAUGUGUCUCUCCGAAGGCUUUCCCGUCGCCUUUUCCUUCUGGUACUAUCUGCCACCUAAGGACAUGUAUGACAAAACAGGCGACAUGUUCGUGCUGAAGGAUGUCUGGAACCAUCCCAGAGCGCCGGAAAAAGGCCUAGGCCCCAUAGCACGCCACACGCCGCCCGAAAAGCGAAACGGACACAGUGUGCUCGCCAUCGGUUACGAUGAUGACAAGCAGCAAGUGCUGGUGCAGAAUUCCUGGGGGCAGAAAUGGGGGAAAGGCAAAGGCGUCUUUCUCAUGCCUUAUGCCUGGAUCACCGACUUUGAAGCAACGAAUGACUUUUGGACCAUUCGCACUGCCGCUGGCCCAACGGCUCCAGGUUGGGAAGAGAUCAACAAGUCCAUCCUUGGAGAUUUCUUUGGAAAUCUAUUUGGAGAUGCCAAAGGUUGA
This is a messenger RNA of Capronia epimyces CBS 606.96, 1107 nucleotides long. RefSeq lists its product as uncharacterized. The coding region runs from base 1 to 1107 and encodes 368 amino acids. Gene Ontology annotation, molecular function: cysteine-type peptidase activity. The record is from RefSeq and is a predicted model, not a curated record. Gene Ontology annotation, biological process: proteolysis. The transcript has a single exon. Lineage: Eukaryota; Fungi; Ascomycota; Eurotiomycetes; Chaetothyriales; Herpotrichiellaceae.